This is a messenger RNA of Fraxinus pennsylvanica, 612 nucleotides long. The record is from the annotation of a GenBank genome assembly. Lineage: Eukaryota; Viridiplantae; Streptophyta; Magnoliopsida; Lamiales; Oleaceae.
AUGUCAAUGGAUGAGCUAAAUAGGUUUAGUAAUUUUGGAACAAAAGCUUUGACUGGAGAGGGCUCUUAUGGCCAGGUUUCUUUCGCAAAGUUUAGCGAUGGCCAAUCAGCAGCAAUAAAAAAGCUGGAUACCAGUUCUUCUCCGGAGCCAGAUUCCGACUUUACAGCCCAGAUGAAUGAAGCAUUGGAAAUUUUCAUUUUUACUUAUUUUGGGAAGACGAAUGAACACUUUAUGGGUUUGCUUGGGUAUUGUCUCGAAGCAAAUAACCGAAUCUUGGCAUAUGAGUAUGCAAUUACACGACGUAGGAAAGGGGUGCAACGGGCUGAACCUGGCCCAGUUCUCACAUGGAAUCGAAGAGUUAAGGUUGCCUAUGGUGCAGCAAAAGGCCUCGAAUAUUUACAUGAAAAUUUUCAGCCCUCGAUUGUUCAUCGUGAUGUCAGAUCUAGCAACGUUCUACUCUUUGAUGAUUUUCUACCCAAAAUUGCUUUGACCAAUCAGUCUUCUGAUACUGCAGCUCUGUUGCGUUCGACCAGAGCGUUGGGGACAUUCAUCAACCAUGCUUCCAAGUAUACCAUGACAAGUCAGAUAAAAAAGAGACGUUUACAGCUUUGA